Colletes gigas is the source of this 1713-nucleotide messenger RNA. RefSeq names its product methylglutaconyl-CoA hydratase, mitochondrial. Bases 203 to 1111 code for a protein of 302 amino acids. Gene Ontology annotation, cellular component: mitochondrion. Gene Ontology annotation, molecular function: enoyl-CoA hydratase activity. Gene Ontology annotation, biological process: fatty acid beta-oxidation. The record is from RefSeq and is a predicted model, not a curated record. The transcript has 3 exons. NCBI's taxonomy places the organism in Eukaryota, Metazoa, Arthropoda, Insecta, Hymenoptera, Colletidae.
CGACGUCGCCGCGGCGGUAUUGAGUGGGGUGGAGGUUACGUUGUAAUAUUUAUACUUUCCUUGAUUCUCCCUUCCACAAAUGUUGUUAUUGGCGAAACAAGGCAGUGCAUAAAGUCCAAGGAAACAACCACGACAUUCUUGCAUAGUUUAGAAAAAAAAUACGGUUGCAUUUCGACAAGGUUUAGUACACCGACUUUACAAAAUGGGCCCUUUAAUAAUGAGCGUCAGAGUCUGCUCUACCUUUCGUUCAAUUUGCACUACUGCGGCUAGACCAAUUUCUGCCAAUGUAAUGCUAAAUCCUAAAGACGAUGCGAAGGAAGUCGUGUUAAAAUAUUUGGAUGGGAAAGAUAACGGUAUCGUGGUAGUAGGACUGAACCGACCCUCUGCUCGCAAUGCGCUUGGAAAAACUUUAGUCGGUCAGCUAAGCGAUGCGAUUUCUUGUAUCAAAGAGGAUACAAAACUGAGAGUGAUAAUCAUCCGCAGCUUAAUCCCAAAAAUAUUUUGUGCCGGCGCAGAUUUGCGAGAAAAAUUAAAGAUGGAUAAUUCGGAAGUUCCAAAGUUCGUUUGCUCGCUAAGAAAUAUUAUGACCAACAUAGAAUCAUUGCCGACUCCCGUGAUAUCAGCUAUAGACGGCGUAGCUGUAGGUGGAGGAUUAGAAUUGGCAUUAGCCACGGAUAUAAGGGUAGCGGCCUCCGAAGCUAAAAUGGGACUCGUAGAAACAAAAUUGGCUAUUAUACCAGGGGCAGGUGGUACCCAACGGCUUCCAAGAAUAGUUGGAGCUGCUAAAGCGAAAGAGCUCAUCUACACAUCGCGUAUACUCGAUGGUGAAAACGCCAUGAAGAUUGGUCUUAUAAAUGAAGUUGUUCCGCAAAAUAAAGAUGGUGACGCUGCUUACCAGACUGCUCUCUCCAUUGCGAGAGAAAUAUUACCUAAUGGACCGAUCGGUGUCAAAGUGGCAAAAGUAGCAAUAUCAAAAGGCCUUGACGUGCCAAUCGUGGAUGGACUUGAAAUCGAAAGACAAUGUUAUAACAAAAUCGUGGACACAAAAGACAGAAUCGAAGGACUUGCGGCAUUUGCAGCGAAACGAAUACCUGUUUAUCAGGGCAUGUAAAUCUACAAAAUGAAGGUGCAAUAUAUUUUACAAUUUCGUUACGCUUAAUAUAUCAGAGAAAUGUAUUUCUAUACUAGCAUCGAACACGGAAACCGAACACGCUACUCUUUUAUUACGGUCUUGCAACGCAACGAAUUUUUACAUAAAUGUGUUCAAGAAAUAUUUGCAUUUAUAACAGAACAUUUGGGCUUUACACUCCAGGAUUGUUUCCUUCAACGUGAUCAUCUAGAAUAUUUCCGUUUUGUUUUUGUUUUUAAGAUACGAAAACGUAUCGAAAGAAAAGACCGUUCACUUCGAAAUAUUGUAAUAAACGAAUAUUUCUUUUCAGUACAAAGUGAACAAUAUUUUGCUACUUUUUAUAUCUUCAAACUAAACGGAGAUAUUUUAAACGCUUGUGUCGAAGGAAAUAACCUGCGUAAUAAUAAUUUCAUGCCAUAGAUUAUAUCUUUAAAUAUUUUAUAAUUUACUCUUGUUUAAAGAGGAAGAUUUAUUAUAUUUCAGAUUUGUUAUAUUAAUAUUGUUGUUAAGAUAGGCAGAUAUUAUUGUUGUUGAGGUGAGCAUGUGUUUAUGAAUGGGGGAAAGGGGGAAUGUACACAUAUUUU